AUGUCGCAGACGGGAUGCAGUCUUCAGAACCUGGUGCAGGAGUUCUUCACGCUGCAGGCACACCGCUUGGUCACCUACAAGCGCCUUGAGGAGAGCCACGACGCGUACCUGGGAUCGGCGCCCGAUUACGACUUCCCGCGUUACCGGCAGGCGGUGCACGACGCCACGCAGGCCUUCGCGGAGUCCUCGCGGCGUGCGCUGGUGGUGCAGGAGGAGCUGCGGGUAGCGGCUGGAGUUGGGUCGCCCGAGCGGGCCGAGCUGGUGGCUCACAUCUCCCGCGUGCAGGAUGCGGAGAAGGAAAAGCUCCAGCUGACGGCGCAGCUUCAGCUGGCGAAACAGAGUGCGCUGGAGCACCUGGGAGAGGAGGCCUACGAAGAUCAGGUCCACCUCUACAGGCAGAGGCUGAUGAAGGUGAUGGAAAAAAUCGGCGAGAUCUUGGAAGACUUCAAGUACGACUCGGAAGACGUGGAAUAG
This is a messenger RNA of Petromyzon marinus (sea lamprey), 474 nucleotides long. It is a transcript of the gene REX1BD, whose product is annotated as required for excision 1-B domain containing. Lineage: Eukaryota; Metazoa; Chordata; Hyperoartia; Petromyzontiformes; Petromyzontidae. The record is from RefSeq and is a predicted model, not a curated record.